Anoplophora glabripennis (Asian longhorned beetle) is the source of this 1728-nucleotide messenger RNA. Its product is annotated as arf-GAP with dual PH domain-containing protein 1-like. NCBI's taxonomy places the organism in Eukaryota, Metazoa, Arthropoda, Insecta, Coleoptera, Cerambycidae. Gene Ontology annotation, biological process: positive regulation of GTPase activity. The transcript has 4 exons. The record is from RefSeq and is a predicted model, not a curated record. Bases 49 to 1287 code for a protein of 412 amino acids. Gene Ontology annotation, cellular component: plasma membrane; intracellular membrane-bounded organelle. Gene Ontology annotation, molecular function: GTPase activator activity; phosphatidylinositol bisphosphate binding.
UGGUAGAUGUUGUUUGUGUUUGUGUUAAGAUAAUAUUUUCGCCAUAAAAUGGCUGAUAGAAAUGAAAAAUGUUUAAGUGAAUUAUUAAAAUAUACCGGAAAUAAUGUAUGUGCCGACUGCGGAGCACGAAACCCAGAGUGGGCUUCUUACAACAUUGGCAUAUUUAUUUGUACAAGAUGUUCGGGUGUUCACCGCAGUAUGGGAGUUCACAUAAGUAAAGUAAAGCAUUUAAAAUUAGACAGAUGGGAGGAUUCCCAGGUUCAAAGAAUGAAGGAAGUGGGAAAUACGAAAGCAAAACUGAAAUAUGAAGAAAGAGUGCCCCCGUGUUAUAGAAGGCCUAAAGAAGACGAUCCUCAAGUGUUAAUAGAACAGUGGAUAAGAGCAAAGUACCAAAGAGAAGAAUUUUGCUAUCCAGAGAGGCAAACCUACACCAGCGGUUACAUGCAGGGUUUUCUUAUGAAAAGGGGCAAAGAGGACAGCAAAUACCAAGCUCGAAAGUUCGUCCUCUCCGAAAUGGACGACACGCUAAAAUAUUUCGUUAGAGAAAACAAAGAACCGAAAGCUGUACUUCGGAUAUCCGAAUUGAACGUAGUUUUUGCCCCCGACAAGAUAGGAUACCCAAAUUCGUUACAGCUUACGUUUCUGAAAGACGGUACUACCCGACACAUUUACGUCUACCACGAAGAAGGGGAAAUAAUCACAAAUUGGUAUAUGGCUGUGCGGUGCGCCAAAUUACACAGAUUACAAGUCGCGUAUCCUUCGGCGAGUGAAUGCGAUUUGGUGAAUCUUUUGACUGAGGAUUUUGCAAAGGAAGGUUGGCUAUGGAAAACCGGUCCUAAAAUUAGUGACGGCUUUAAGAAAAGGUGGUUCACGUUAGAUAACAGGAAACUAAUGUAUCACGAUGAACCGCUCGAUGCUUAUCCUAAAGGUGAAAUAUUUAUAGGUCAUUCUCUGGACGGAUACAGUAUACGCAUAGGUGUAUCUGCCGGUGUAAAAGACCAAGGAUUUUCCUUUUCGCUAACGACCCCCGAUAGAACGUACAAUUUAUCGGCUCAGUCUGAACACGAUAGGGAUCACUGGAUCGAGGUCAUAGGAAGAGUGAUAGACAGGCCUUUGACGCCGCAAGAUUCAGCAAGUAAGUUUUUCUCUUCGAUUAAUUUAAAAAUGUUUGAACUGGUUAUGAUGUGGAUAUUAAAGUUUUUUUCCAUUUUUUUUUUUUCAGUUUGUGGGCGACUAAUAAGGAAGCGCACAAAUACAAAUUCAAUAAAUAUAUUUUCCCCAAGGUAGUAUCAAUAACUCGAUUACGUCUAUAUUAUAUAUCACCUAGUCCUAUAUUUAUUAUGUAAUGCAGUAACCAUUAUUCAUGCUCAUCAUCUUUUCAUUAAUACUCAAAAGAACAAGUAUCCAUGUUACGUAUAUGUCACUCAGUUUAUGCUUGACGAUUUGCAAUUAAAUUAUUUUUACAAGUUUUAUAUGGUAUUCUAAGUAGGUAGUUCCACGUAUUGUAUCUUUUUAUCUUUGUAGUAAUAUUUUUGUUAUACUUUUGCGACAUAAAGGACAAGCUAAAAAACACGAUUUUUAGGAACGUUUCGUCUAAAUUGUAAUAAAUAUAUAGACUAUUAUAAUUCAAUUUAAAAUUAUUAUGUAAAACGAUGUUUCAUCUAUUCAAUGUAAACAGUGGUAGGGUGGCCCAAAAAAAAAACGAAUUUUUUUUCGUGUCUUGUGAAA